AUGGACGGUCAAGGCCGUCCCAAGCUGGACCGCGAGGAUUCAUCUAAGCAGCUUCAGGAGCCCGGCCAGUUAUCGGACGCCACAUCAUCAUCAGAGCUGGCUGGCGCGGUUUUUGACGCCAAGUCAGCACGGAGAGGCCGCGUGGACGUAUCGCGACAUAAUCUGCCCCUGAGCAGCAUCGUCAACCAGGCGGCGGUGAAGGAGGCGCUGCUGGCAGCGGCAGUAGAUCCGGGGCUGGGAGGGGUGGCGCUGGUGGGGGGCCACGGCACGGGCAAGACCGUCAUGGCGCGCGCGCUGCCCCUGCUGCUGCCGCCCAUUGCCGUUGUUGAGGGCAGCUGGGCCAAUGCGGACCCGCUCAUGCCGGAAGAGUGGGAGGAGGGGCUAAGGGAGAGCAUAAGGGAGCGGGGGUGCGACGAGCACCAUCCACCCAUCACCCUCUGCAACCCGCCUUUUGUGCAGGUGCACCUAGGAGUGAUGGAGGGUGGGCUACUGGGAUCGGUGGACGUGGACGGCAGAGGCCUCACAUCCGCUGUACCGCCUUGCACCCCCUCGCAUCCCUCGAAUCCAUGUCCCCUUGUGCCCUCCCUUGCACAGGUGCCGCUGGGAGUGACGGAGGACCGGCUGUUAGGGUCGGUGGACGUGGAGGCGUCCAUCCAGGCGGGCCGCAACAUCUUCCUGCCGGGGCUGCUUGCGCCAUCAUUCGUGGCUCUCACUCACCGCUAUGCCACUCACCGCUAUGCCACUCACCGCUAUGCCACUCACCGCUAUGCCACUCACCGCUAUGCCACUCACCGCUAUGCCACUCACCGCUAUGCCACUCACCGCUAUGCCACUCACCGCUAUGCCACUCACCGCUAUGCCACUCACCGCUAUGCCACUCACCGCUAUGCCACUCACCGCUAUGCCACUCACCGCUAUGCCACUCACCGCUAUGCCACUCACCGCUAUGCCACUCACCGCUAUGCCACUCACCGCUAUGCCACCCCGGUCGCUGCCAGCCUGGUCGCUGCCAGCCCGUCAGUGUGGCAUGCGGUGCGAAUCCCCCUUCACCCCUUUCACACCACGGCUGGCUUAUCAGAGCGUGUGGCACCCCGCACACCCCGUGUCGUAUCGUAUCAUUCCCAUGCCGCGCACCAUGCAAGCAGCACGUCCAUCCCAUCCCAUGGCGUGCCACCAUGGCACGGCACAGCACGGCAUACAUUGAAGAUGCCAACCUGCUGGACCUCGCGCUGGGCUAAUGCACCAACCCCCCCCUUCCCCCCAACCGCCACGUCCAUUCCAUAUCCUCCCCAAUCUUCCCGAUUCUCUCCACUUUCCCCUCCCCCUCCCAUGACCCACGCGGGGUGCUCGCGGGGUGCUCUACAUCGACCACGCCAACCUGCUGGACCAUGCACGCACGCCCUCCCAUGCCCCGCACAUUCACCCCCACCGCACCCCACCGCAUCGCAUCCCCCUCCCGUCCUCCCAUCGCAUCGCAUCGACCAUGCCAUCGCGGGGUGCUCUACAGCGAUGCCGCCAAUCUGCUGGAUGAUGGACGCAGUCCCUCCCACCCCCCGCACAUUCAACCCCACCGCACCCCACCGCACCCCACCACACCCCACCGCAUUCCACCGCAUCCCAUUUCCCCCCUAUGCCCCCAGAGUGCCACCGUGGAGUGCUCUAUAUGGACGACGCCAGCCUGCUGGGCGACAUGCUGGCGGCGCUGUUCUUCCCUCUCCCUGA
Closterium sp. NIES-65 is the source of this 1722-nucleotide messenger RNA. The record is from the annotation of a GenBank genome assembly. Lineage: Eukaryota; Viridiplantae; Streptophyta; Zygnematophyceae; Desmidiales; Closteriaceae.